Sorex fumeus (smoky shrew) is the source of this 1316-nucleotide messenger RNA. RefSeq names its product TNF receptor superfamily member 25 (gene TNFRSF25). Gene Ontology annotation, biological process: signal transduction. Bases 266 to 1252 code for a protein of 328 amino acids. Gene Ontology annotation, molecular function: protein binding. The transcript has 9 exons. The record is from RefSeq and is a predicted model, not a curated record. NCBI's taxonomy places the organism in Eukaryota, Metazoa, Chordata, Mammalia, Eulipotyphla, Soricidae. Gene Ontology annotation, cellular component: plasma membrane.
GGCGCCCCUUCGGCCCACGAACCCGCGAGCACCGGGGUGCAGGUGUGGGCCCUGCGGUGGGGGAGACUUGCAGGGAGAGCCCCCACCUGUCCCCCAGGCUGUGCUGCUGCUGCGUGCCCUGGGCGCUGCCAGCGCCACCUGCAGCGACUGCGCCCACCAGAGUGGCCCCUUGAGCGAGGGUUGCCCAGCAGGACACUUCCUGCAGGGGCCCUGCGGCCCGCCCUGCGACAUCCCCACCUGCACUCCGUGUCAGCCUGGCACCUACAUGGACCAGGAGAACCACCGUUAUGAGCACUGUGUCCGCUGCCGGUUCUGUGAUGAGGAGGCCUUGCAGAUGACCGUGCAGAACUGCUCGGCGGUGGCCAACACCGUCUGUGACUGUAAGCCCGGCUUCUUCCGGGGCUGCUGGGACCAUCCCUGUAAGGACAUACAGGAGCAUCUCCUCUGCAGACCCUGCACGGACUGUGGGAGCCUGAACCGCCGCCCACCAGCAGCCUGUUCCCAAGGACAGGAGGAAUGUGGGGCCUGCCUGGACGGCUUCUACGAACACAAUAAGGAAUGCGUGUCCUGCCCCAAGAUCACCCUGAUCACCCCGGGGAGCUGUCCCAAACCCUGUGCGGCAGUGUGUGGCUGGAGACCGAUGUUCUGGGUCCAGGUGCUCCUGGCAGCACUGGUGGUCGCACUCCUUCUCGGUGCCACCUUGAUCUACACGUCCCGUCGCCGCCAGGCCGCCCGCCCUGUGGUGUCUGCAGAGGAAGCGCGGACGGAGACUCUGCUGCCCCUCCAGGACAGUGCCCACACCCUCCUGAAGCUCCCCAACAGCCGCCUGGCAGCCAACAACUGGAAUUCUGGCCCCCUCCAGACCCAGGAGGCGCCUUGCCCUGCCGUCCCUUGGGUCAAGGACUGGCUGCCCAGCCCGCCUCUCCGCCAUCCGUCCACGCCACCGCGGCCGCCUAUGCCCGCUGCAGGCCGGGAGGUCGUGCUCCAGCCGGGCCCGCAGCUAUAUGACGUGAUCGACGCGGUGCCCGCGCGGCGCUGGAAGGAGUUUGUGCGCACGCUGGGGCUGCGCGAGGCGGAGAUCGAGGCGGUGGAGGUGGAGGUGGACCGCUUCCGUGACCAGCAGUAUGAGAUGCUCAAGCGCUGGCGGCAGCAGGAGUCGGCGGGGCUGGGCGCCGUGUACCGGGCGCUGGAGCGCAUGGGGCUGGACGGCUGCGCCGAGGACCUGCGCGGACGCUUGCAGCGCGGCGCGUGACGCGGGUGCCGGGGCGCGGCCCUGGCAGAGCCUUAAGUACAGUUACUUAUGCACGUAGACAUGU